Molecule: messenger RNA, 354 nt
Organism: Trichomonas vaginalis G3
Lineage: Eukaryota; Parabasalia; Trichomonadida; Trichomonadidae
Exons: 1
Source: RefSeq, a predicted model, not a curated record
AUUGAGAUGAAAUCUGUUCCAUACGUAUGUUAUGGUAAUUGUUUAUACAUUGAGUCUAAAAUAGCUAAUGUCACAGGCAUUUCAGGAGUUAAUAGUAAAGGUUCAGUAGAAUAUAAAUCCUUCUGUUAUGCAGUCAAUUCAAUGUUCAUUCCAAAUGUUCCUGUCAUAGCAACUCAUUUAGGUAAAUGGGUUCGCAUUAGUCCUCAUAAUUUGAAAGACAUGCAAUUCAGACUUGUUGACUUUCAAGGAGAGCCUGUAGAACUGAAGGCACCAGUGCGAAUGACUGUUGAAGUUGACUUUUUAGAUAAUAUUAAAUGCAACAGCUUACAAGAGAACUCAGAGCUAAAAAUAUAA